AUGCUAUGUGUUUGUGCAAUUGUGCCUAAAUGGGAUCAUUUGAAAAGGUCAAAACUGAACAAUUAUGAUGAUGUCAUUGAAAGUUCCUCAACCCAAUACUCUUAUCACAAAGUUUUUCCGUCUUUCGGCUUCCACCUAAGGACUCACUUCUCCCCGCUUGGCUGUUAUUGCUUCUCAUACGGCUUCAUCUUCAACCUGUUGAUUUCUCGUGAUAGCAUCAACCAUCAUGGCUGA
This is a messenger RNA of Lactuca virosa, 234 nucleotides long. Lineage: Eukaryota; Viridiplantae; Streptophyta; Magnoliopsida; Asterales; Asteraceae. The record is from the annotation of a GenBank genome assembly.